AUGGCACAGCAGCGACAGCGGCGGCAGCAUCGUCCUCAGGCAGCAGAAUCAAGCCUUUUGAAGCUUCGCAAGCUACCCAAAUGCCAAGCCACCCAGGAUUUCCGAGCGCUUGGGUCGCCACGAGGACACGAUGGCAUGCCCGUUGACCUGCUGUCUCAAUCCACAAAGCUUUUUUUUUUUUUUUUCUUGCGACAACAAACGUUCCCGAAUCCUUCUGACCUCCCAGCCUUCCGCGACUGGUCUGACGUGGGCGACCCAGACCCUUGGGCCGCCGGGCCAAGACGGCCAGCGAAAAGCGCCCAGGAGCGCCACGGGCGGUCUGCCGCUGAACCUCAAGGGUCUCAGCUGAAUUCGGGCGGUGGCCAAUCAGACGUCACCGCCUCAAGUCAUUGA
Molecule: messenger RNA, 393 nt
Organism: Neoarthrinium moseri
Lineage: Eukaryota; Fungi; Ascomycota; Sordariomycetes; Amphisphaeriales; Apiosporaceae
Exons: 2
Coding region: 1-393 (130 amino acids)
Source: RefSeq, a predicted model, not a curated record